Molecule: messenger RNA, 4423 nt
Organism: Schizosaccharomyces cryophilus OY26
Lineage: Eukaryota; Fungi; Ascomycota; Schizosaccharomycetes; Schizosaccharomycetales; Schizosaccharomycetaceae
Product: ATP-dependent DNA helicase, variant
Exons: 5
Coding region: 107-4267 (1386 amino acids)
Biological process (GO): DNA damage response; protein polyubiquitination
Cellular component (GO): nucleus
Molecular function (GO): ubiquitin protein ligase activity; ATP binding; ATP-dependent chromatin remodeler activity
Source: RefSeq, a predicted model, not a curated record
CUAUGGUGGCAGAAGUAUUUUUCCAUCUAAUAAACUCAAUUGACUGGCUAUUGUUUCUUUCAAUGUAACUUUUAACAUCCAGGUAUUUUAAAUUGGGGAUUAUAAUAUGAAAGGGAAAAACGAAUGGCAAGAAAGACCCGCGAAAAGACGGAAAUCCAUAAAGGAGGAAACUGAGUCUAAGCUCGAACAGUCCUUUUUGCAGUCUAGUUUUGAAGAUGCUUAUCCUGCAAUUAUAGAAAAGCUUUCGUUAAAUAUGGAUGGAUGGCUUGGUUCCAAAGAGCUCAUGGAGCAAUUGAAAGUUCAACCUUUAGCUACGGUAAUGUCUUUGGAACCGGAAAAGCUUCUAAAAAUAUAUAAGUUUACCACAAAGAAAUUGAAAUCUAAUAACAAAAUGGAACCAAUCUAUUGUCUAGAUGCCAAUCCUCUGUCAUCGUUAGUGUCCUCACGCCUGGGUUUGUGGAGUCGUUUAUGGGAAGAAUAUGGGAAGGUUAAGUUUUUGAUUUACUUUCAAUGUUUCCUCACCUUGAAGAAUGGAAAGCUUGAAUUUAAUAUUGGGAUCUUCAUCUUGGAUUCCAUAAAAGCGCCGGAAGAAGCUAUAAUGGCUUCUGGUACUUCUUCUAUUUAUACUUCUUUAAUAGAUCAAAUAUUUCCUUCUCCUUUUAUUGAAUCAAGGAAAGAUACACAGAUAAACACAAAUCUUUUUUACGAUAAUGCUAGACAGCUGGCCAAGAGUUUACCUACCGUAGAUGUUCGUCGAGACAAACGUUUAUUAUCGGACCUGCUUCCUUUUCAGAGGCGCUCCUUAGAAUGGAUGAUUCACAGAGAAAAGGAUUCCUCGAAAGACUCAUGCUCACUUCCUCCUUUAUGGAAUGAAUAUCAGCUUCCUCAUAAUGACCGGAAAGUUUUUGUCAAUAGAACAUAUGGUUAUAUAACAUUAUCAAAGGAAAAUGUCUUUCAACUUGCUCCUGCGGCACUAAAAGGUGGUGUUCUUGCAGAUGAAAUGGGUAUGGGAAAAACAUUAGAAGUUUUGUCCCUUGUUCUUUUUCAUCAACCUCCUAUCGACAAGCUUCUUAGUACACAGUUCGAUUCAGUCCUGCAAAAGAACGUGAUAUUUUCAAAAGCAACACUCAUUAUAACGCCGUCAACGAUUCUUGAUCAGUGGAUUUCUGAAGUUGAAUUGCAUGUGCCUUCUUUAAAGAUAUCUCAUUACAAAGGUAUACGAAAGUCUUCUGGAUCAUUUUCUUUAGACCAGUUUUUAGACGCUGAUAUCGUCAUAACGUCUUAUUCUGAUUUGCGUUUCGAGCUAUUAUAUGCUGAAUCCUUCUCCAGAAACCUUCGCCAUGAGAAAAGACAUGUUCCCCCUAAGUCUCCUCUUAUUGACAUUUGCUGGUGGAGGAUAUGCGUGGACGAAGCACAAAUGGUAGAAACCUCGCAAAGUAACGUUGCUCAGAUGAUUUAUAGAAUCCCAAGGGUGAACUGUUGGGCAGUAAGCGGUACACCCGUUCGAGGUAAUGUUGAUGACCUCUUUGGUCUACUUUUUCUUUUUCGAUAUUCUCCUAUCUAUCAGCAUCGGAAGCAAACAUGGAUACAAAUUAUGGAAUUGAAUCGGGUUCAUGAAUUUUGUGACAUAUUCUCUCCAUUGGUUUGUAGAAACUGCAAACAAGAUAUUGCUCACGAACUGCGGCUACCUCCACAGCACCGCAGAUAUAUGCCAACAAGACUUACCGUUGUUGAAGAAACUAAUUACCAAGAUCUUCUUACCGAAGCAGCAAAAUCACUAAAAUAUCUGGAUGAUCAACUCCUUGACCUUUCCCAAUUAGACACUAUGAAACGUUGGCUUAUUCGUUUAAGACAAGCUUGCUGCCAUCCUCAAGUUGGUUCUGGUAAUAAAUCAGCUUUCGGUGGUGGUCCUAUGAAAAGUAUUAAUGAUGUCUUAAUGUUUAUGUUGGAACAGACAAAUUCAUCACUUUCUUCUACCAAAAGGCAAUUUUUUUCCGAUGUCGUAACCACAGGCUGGGUCUUUGACCAUCUACAAGAUUACGGUAAGGCAUUAGCUAUAUGGAACGAAAUCCUUCCAACUGUAGAAACGGUUGUUGUAGAUUUAGAGGGCGCAAUUAGUCGCACAGAAAUUGAUCCUGAUGAAAGCAAAAGUCAUCUAAAUUUGUCAUACGCAGGUCUGAACUACCCUGGUAAUAUACGAGCUUGGCAGGUUUUACUUCACAAGGUUUACUUUUUUAUUGCAAGCACCAACUUUGCUUUAAAAAACGAAGAGUUGGAGAAAAAGUAUUAUAGUCUUGCUCAAGAUUUAAGAAGAAAGAUGAUGAGUGAUAUAAUAAAAAAAACAAGUAAACAUAUUGAUGAAUUUGGCAAGCAGUUUAGCCGAAAAAACUUUGUGGUUUUACCAAAGCUACCAAAAGCAAGCUCUAAAGGAACUAUUUUGAGUUAUUUAGUAGUUGAGGAUUAUGAGCAAUUACGUGAACAGCUGAAUUUACAAGCAGAGUCUUUAGUGAAGUUUCGGGAUCGUCUGAUUUAUUUGAUGAAGCUUCCUUUAUUAGAUCAAGAGUCAGAUCCAACAGGUGACGAAUAUGAAGAGUCUUUGAAUGCGCAAUCAGAGAUUUCAUAUUGUAUUGAUGUAUAUCGGCAAAUGAUUUCUGAUAGAGUUGCUGCUAUCGACGGAACAAUUAAUACUUUUGUAUCUCAUGAAACUGAGUUGGAAAAAUACAAGCUUUUAGAAAAUAUAGAAAAUGCUCAAGAAAUAGGAGAAAAAGAAACUGAAGAACGCAACAAAAAGUAUAUGCUCUUUUUUGAAGAAAGGGAAGAGGCUCGCCCAAAGACUAAUGAAUAUGGCACUUUUGAAAACAUUUUGGCAAGACUGGCGGAUGCAUUAGGCAGAUCAAACACAUCUUCUGAGUAUACUAUCGCGCAACGAUUGUUUGAACAACUAAAUGAAGUUACGAAAGAUCAAUCUAAAACAUGCCGAAAACUCGAGAAAGAGCUAAGUUUGAUACAACUCACUUAUAAUAUGCGAAUUGAUUAUUAUAAGCAUUUGCAGGAAAUUUCAGAUUCUUUGAUACCUCCAACAGCCCCUAAAGUAAGUCAAUCGCAAGCUUCCUAUAUCAAAAUGGAGCAGAAAGAUUUAUUUGAGUCAGCUUUGAGACAUGCUGAAGAAAAAUAUAACAAAAAAUUGGAAGAGGAAGAGCAAAGUUCAAAAUCAAAACCUGCAUCCGAGAGUCUUGAUGAGAUGAUUUCGCGAAUUGAUAUUCCUGCUCACUUACUCUUGUUGAAAGAAUUGAGUACAGAAAAACAAAACAAUUUGAGGAAAAUCGGGCAUUUUGAAUCCAGACUUCGAUAUCUAUCUAAUUUAUAUGAACAUGCUGUUUUUAAGGCUGGUUCCAAACAGCAAUGCAUUAUUUGUCGAGACAUUAUAAAAAAAGGUUUCAUUACAACAUGCGGACAUUUUUAUUGUAAAGAUUGUUUAGUUGCUUGGCUGAAACACCACCCAUCGUGCCCCAUGUGCAAAUCCAAAUUGACCAAAAAUAGUGCUUAUUACAUUGGUGAAGGUUUCGACAUACGUCUGCGACAGGAGUUCGUCUUGGGAUUCCCGAAUAAGGAAAAGGAUUUGGAAGUUAUGGAUGAAGAGACUUUAAAACAGAUUGUAUCCAUCCCAUUGAAGGUUUCUUUUGGAUCAAAAAUUGAUGCUAUAGUCAGACAUUUAACUUAUUUGAAGCGAAUUGAGCUAUAUCCGAAAGUAGUAGUAUUUUCUCAGUGGUUGGACGUACUGGAAGUAUUACAUAAGUCAUUUGAGGCAAACGGUGUUUCAUAUUUAAGAUUUGAUGGCAAAACAAAAAUUAGUUGCUUGAAAAACUUUAAGGCUGAUCGCGAUAUAGAAGUAUUGACGCUUCAUUCUAGGUCACAAUCAGCUGGUUUAACGCUUACUAAUGCUACUCAUGUAAUUAUGUGUGAACCACUUUUAAAUAGCGGAAUCGAAUUGCAAGCUAUAUCAAGAGUACAUAGAAUAGGACAGACCCGACCUACCUAUGUAUAUUACUAUAUAGUCGAAGAUACUGUGGAAGAUCACAUAAUGAGUAUGUCCAUACAAAAGCAUAAACAACUUGGGAGAUUAGGUCUAGACGUUCCUUUAAUUGGUAGUAUACAAAGAAGUACGGAUUCUUCUUUUGGUGGAGAAGUCGUUGAUGAAUCGGAAAUCCGCGAAUGUUUGAAAACUGCUCUAAAAAGAUUAGAUUUGGAAGGUGAAGAAGGGCUAUGAUUUUUUGUUAAUUUUGGUGUACAUUAAUUUUUAUUUAUUUAUUUCUAAGCUAUAUCAAUGUAGGUAUUUUGAAUGUCAUACAAGUGCUUUGUAUAGUUCUGUUUUUGAGAGCAGCGGUUGCAAUUGAUCACUUUUUUUAUAAAGAUACUAUCGACA